Paramacrobiotus metropolitanus is the source of this 2951-nucleotide messenger RNA. RefSeq lists its product as uncharacterized. The transcript has 9 exons. The record is from RefSeq and is a predicted model, not a curated record. Gene Ontology annotation, molecular function: poly(A) RNA polymerase activity; RNA binding. Bases 102 to 2654 code for a protein of 850 amino acids. Lineage: Eukaryota; Metazoa; Tardigrada; Eutardigrada; Parachela; Macrobiotidae.
GCUCGUUUCUAGUUUUUAUCCGUAGAUUCUGCCGUCUAUUCCCGUUUAAAAUCUCUAUCUUUUAGUUUUUUUAAUUUUAAGUUUUUAUUCCGGAUGCCCCGAUGCCCGCCGUGGCCCGUGCCGCUGGUGUCAAUGGCCCGUCUGCUGACGCUGCUCGGCAGCAGCAGAGCAAUGGACGCAGCGUAUCCGCGUCCUCCCGGCCGCGUUUUGGCCCGGACCCGCAGCGCGAUGCUCCCGCGGUUGUUGAGACAGGGGAGUCGUUCGCCUGGACGCCGUCUGCGUCGUCCGCGCAGUCGGCCAGCAGGAUCGCUGAACUGCGGCGCUCGCUGUUCAUUCCCUGUCUGCCGGACGAGAUCGAGCUGAACGAGUUGGCCGCGCGUCUCACGCUGCUCGGGAAUAUUCAGGAGAUUAUCAUCAAGAGGAAUCAGCGGGCGGUGCGCUUCGGCAUCGUCGUCUUCGUGGAGGAGGAAUCGGCGUUCGACGCGCUGCAGGCCGGCCUCGUGGUGCAGGAGCAGCGCGUGGCCAUGGAGCCGCGCCGGUCGCCGGACGGCCACCCGCACCCGCCGCGGCUGCCCCGCGACACGCCCACGCCCCUCAUCGUGCAGCGCGCCCCCGGGGGCCGCGGCGUCCCUUUAUCUGUUUUGCCGGCGGGCGUGCCGGUCCUCAGCGAAGACGAGGCUUACGAGCACCACCGCACGGGACGGCCCCCGGGGGCGGUGGCCUUCCGCGCCCCCGUCCUCCACAGCUGGCUGGAGUUGGUGCAGAAGAGGCAGCUGGCUGUUCCCGUGGUGCCGCUGGCCGGGGAGGCCGUCAAGAGGAAGAAGGCGCUCCACCACAAAUUCUCCUUUCUCACCGAGACGGACGAUCCGUGCCAGCAAAUGCGCUUGUUGAUGGAGCGGUCGCAGUUGAGUGCGGAAGAGCGCGAUGCACGGGAGAACGUGCGCCGCCAGCUGGAAGCCACGUUCCGGCGCAUUUUCCGCCGGUGCACGGUGCGAUUAUACGGAUCCUCCGUCAACACGUUCGGCGUCCGCGGAUCCGACAUCGACAGCUUCCUCGAUCUGCACUUGGACGAGAUAACGGCCCCGCCCGCUGACUGUAAGCCCCGCGAGCAGCCGAUGAGCUAUUAUUUUUCCAACGUGACGCAGCUGUUCCAGUGCCCGUACGAGCCGUGGGAGCUGGCUGGGGAGUCGCCGAAAGACAUCCUGCGCUUGAUGGAGAAGCUGCUGCGCUACCUGGCCAAGAGCGAGAACUACGAGGACGUGCUGGCCAUUCCCGCGGCCCGCACGCCCAUCCUCAAGCUGCGCCAUCCCGCCGCCCACCUCAGCGUCGACGUCUCCUUCACCAGCAAGUUAGUGUUCGAGAACACGGGCCUGUUGAUUUUGUACAGCCACCUGGAGCCCCGACUGCGUCCGCUGGUGUUGACGCUGCGGCAGUGGGCGGACGCCAAGGAGCUGACGGGCAGCGAGGGUCUGACCAAGUACGCCCUGACGCUGCUCCUCGUCUUCUUCCUCCACACCCAGGAACCCCCCGUCCUCCCGCCGCCCGACGAGAUCCACCGCCAUGUCGUGAAUAAUCCCCGUCUGACGCGCUUCUUGGACGAGGAAGGCGGCUUCAGCUUCGAUCUGCCCGAGAGGAAAUUGGCCGACUUGGCCAAGGAGUUGCCGCCCUCGAGGAAUACGAAAACGGAAGCGGAAUUAUUGUUGGAUUUUUUCGAGUAUUACUCCACCUUCUCCUUCCCCACGACGGUGAUGCGGGGCUGGAGCGGCGAAGUGGUCCCGCUGAGCGAUUUCCGCGAUUCCCUGCCGCCCACGGGCGACCCCUUCAAACUGCGCUACGUGAACCUGCAGGACCCCUUCGAUCUCUCGCACAACGUCGCCAAGAGCGUCUCGCUGACCACCUUCGUGGCGCUGCAGCGCUGGCUCCAAGAGGAGGUGGCCGUCUUCCGCCGGCGCGCGCUGAACCUCCUCCCGCUGCUGGAAACCGACCGCGAAGACGUGGCGCCGCCGCCCGUCAUGCUGCAGCUCUCGGCCGUUCAGGCUGCGAUCCCUUUUGACCAAUGGGCGCCCCGCGUCCCGGAGCUGCUGCGCCGGAUGCUGGUCGAGUUCUUCAAGUGUGACUGCCCGCUGCCGGCGGUCGACGGUGACAUGGCCGGCGGCAGUGGCGAGACGCGGCGUUUCCGGCAGAUCGGGCGGAUCGUGGCGGAGUGGGAGUGCCGACUGCAGCAGCGCACCUGGCUGAACCGGCGCGCCUACCGCAAGGCCGUGCUGCAGAAGCGGCCGGGGACGCUGCUGGGUCUGGAGGAGCAGUGGCGGCUGGAGUGCCAGGUGGCCGAGCGAAUCGCCGCGACUGCCGGGCGGCCGGUGGACCUGCACUUCCGCCUCACGCUCCUCCACAACGCCGUCGAGACGGAGCGGCUCUGCGUCUUCCUCGCCGCCGAGGAGUCCUCAACGGAUCUCCAGAAUUUGUUUGAGUUUCUGCGGCGUUUCCUGCCGGAGCAUCUGCGCCGGUUCCUGCGUCUGGGGCACAGCGCGGAGCUGGAGAACGGGCGGGAUUCCGCGGAGCAUCCGCCGGAGGACGCCGCCGCAGCGGCACCGCGUGGACUGAACGGAUCGCACUGGCCGGAGGCCCGCAGCGGGGCUGAAGAGCGCCGUUAGCCGUUGUUGUUGUUGUUGUGUUUCCGGUUGUAUUUACUUGCCGUUGGCUGGGAAGCGGCGCCCGCCGCGCUGUGGAUGCACGGGAAUGGGUUGUUGAUUAAUGACUGUUGUCGAGGUGAAGUGUUAAUGUGUAGAUUCAGAGAUUGUUGAGUCUUCGUUUUUGUUACAGUGAUGCUGAUGUUCUGGCAUAUUCUGGCUCGGAUCGCCAGCGUACGGACGCUGUUGGGUUGUGCGCCGCAUUGGGCGAAUGAAAAUAUUAAUAAUGAAAAUGCAUUAAUACAGAAUAAAAUCGGGAAG